UGUACAUUUGUAUAAAUGCACGUGUUUGUAAGGGUAAUCCUCAUGCUUUUUAUCUUCUCAUUGCAGACAAAACCUGUUGCAUUUGCAGUUCGGACAAAUGUUGGUUAUAGUGCAGCUCAUGAUGAUGAUGUUCCAGUCCCAGGCAUGGCCAUCUCAUUUGAAGCUAAAGAUUUUCUUCACGUUAAAGAAAAAUUUAACAAUGACUGGUGGAUAGGACGGUUGGUAAAAGAAGGCUGUGAAAUAGGAUUCAUACCAAGCCCAGUCAAACUAGAAAACAUGAGGCUGCAGCAUGAACAGAAGGCAAAGCAAGGGAAAUUCUACUCCAGUAAAUCAGGAGGAAACUCUUCAUCCAGUCUGGGUGACAUAGUUCCUAGCUCCAGAAAAUCGACGCCUCCAUCAUCUGCUAAGCAGAAGCAGAAAUCGACAGAGCACAUCCCUCCAUAUGAUGUAGUGCCUUCUAUGCGACCUGUAGUUUUAGUGGGACCUUCUUUGAAGGGAUAUGAGGUAACAGAUAUGAUGCAAAAAGCAUUAUUUGAUUUUUUAAAACAUAGAUUCGAAGGACGUAUAUCAAUUACACGAGUCACAGCAGACAUCUCGCUUGCCAAACGCUCAGUAUUAAACAACCCCAGUAAGCAUGCGAUAAUAGAGCGAUCCAACACAAGAUCAAGCUUAGCUGAAGUUCAGAGUGAAAUUGAACGGAUUUUUGAAUUAGCAAGGACACUGCAGUUGGUAGUGCUCGAUGCUGACACCAUAAAUCACCCAGCACAGCUGAGCAAAACCUCUCUGGCACCCAUUAUAGUAUACGUAAAGAUUUCUUCUCCUAAGGUUUUACAGAGGUUAAUAAAAUCUCGAGGGAAAUCUCAGGCCAAACACCUUAAUGUUCAGAUGGUGGCUGCUGAUAAAUUGGCACAGUGUCCUCCUGAAAUGUUCGAUGUAAUUCUUGAUGAGAACCAGCUGGAAGAUGCUUGUGAGCACCUUGCUGAUUAUCUGGAAGCCUACUGGAAGGCCACACAUCCGCCUAGCAGCAAUCCUCCUAACCAGCUUCUCACUAGGACACUUGCGACAGCCACUCUUCCUAUAAGCCCAGGUCCAAAUAUUAACUUACAGGUACAGUUUUUAUACCAUAUCUUUUUUUUUUCCUUUUUUUUUUUAUAUAUUUUCUUUUCCUUCUGAAGUGCAGUGGUGGUCUGAUACUACAGUAUGCUAAAUACAUUUUACAGUUGGUGAUAAAGCAAGUGCUUUUCCAGUAGACAGUUGCCCAUUUCUAGUAUGAAAGCUAAAUACAGGUAUGUUAUUCUUACUGCUGUUGUAUUUGCAGUAGCAUGUGUUUGCAUACUGACUAGUGGGCAAAUCUUGAUUCCUGAGGCUAAGCAAGCUUGAUUGAAAACAUAUAGAGAUGCAUAGUAGAAUAAGAUUUCAUUGUGUCUGGGAUACCACUGUGUCUGGAACAUGAGUACCAGCCACAAGCAUUUUUAUAGCCAGCUCUAUUGUAAUCCAACCAGAGGAAUAAAACUGAGCUAGUACUAUGCACAUUGCUGCCUCUGAUAACUCUCUGACUGAAAGGCACGCUUGCACUUGCAAGCAAAUCCCACUCCCAGAGUCCCUGCAUGAAAAACUGGGUUAUGCACAGAGCGGAACCACAAAGGAUGGAGGGAACCUGUGCACAUCUUCCCACAGCGUGUCAGGAUGUGGAGGUUGAAAGUGGCUAACCGCGCUAGUCAAGUCUCAAGGUCAAGGUGGCCCUUCAAGUGUUUCCUUUGCUCUUUUUUUGUUGCUUUUAUUGUGAAAAGUGCACAUUUCCUUCAAGCCAAACUCUUACAUAAAGGCAGAGUCCCACUGCGUGUUGUGCAGACAGACUUGAGAGGCAGCUUGCCUUGAACUGCCAGGGUGCUACCUGGCAAGCUGGGAAGAUGGGGUUUUGCUCUCACCUGCACACUGACCUGCCUUUGUCUUUGGACAUAUUGUGUCUUCUCUUUUCCCUUUCAGUUUUUGCUUUACCUAACUGUAUCAAGGUUGUCUAUAUAGAGAGAUCCUCUCCUUUGUAUAUAUGUUGCAUGGCAUGAAAUGAGGACUUUAAAGAUGCUGCUUCAUUACAGUUAAUCAGUGACAGCUCGAGGUCAAAAAGAUUACAGUGAGGGUAAAAAUGGGUCUAUCCCAGCUCCAGUAAUGGCUUAUUAUAUCUGAAUUUACACCUAGCUGAUGUGUACGCACCAAAAUAGUGUGCAUAUAUUAGUCACUUUGAUGAAAAAAAACUUACCAAAAUUAAAGAAAAAAAUGUCUCUGCACUC
This is a messenger RNA of Meleagris gallopavo (turkey), 2288 nucleotides long. The record is from RefSeq and is a predicted model, not a curated record. NCBI's taxonomy places the organism in Eukaryota, Metazoa, Chordata, Aves, Galliformes, Phasianidae.